CUGAGUAAGGGCAGCCUCGCUGAUUAGACGACUACCUUGAGCCACACCUGAGGUUGUUGUAUGAUAGGAUGACCUCUUCCUUGUCGCACGUCGGUCUCGACUCGAAACCAAAUCCUCGUCGUCACCGAUACGUUCGCUGAGUACUCCAAUAGACCUGGCGCUUUAUGACCCUAAUCUCCGCGGAGUCAAUACAGCUAAUCGCUACAAAUCCAGGUUCCUGGCCAUGGCCACCAGACCAUGCACGUAUCCUGAUAGAUCUCUCUGUGACAGAGGCGAAGCCGACAACCGUACUAUUCUCGAGAGUUACGAUUACAGCCCAUCGUUGUUACUGUCAACUUAUGUUUCGACACAGUAAGAGGAUGGUAAAAUGUCCGAAAUUGAGACCACGAAGUACAGGGUUCGCGGAUGGUUACAAGCUUGAGUCCGGUUCUUCAUCUGCUGGGCCGAGGGCGACUCUGGUACCGGAAACUGUUCUGAGAAAUUGUCUAGGAUCAUACCAAGCAACCAUGACAGGCUUCACGCAGGUCCAGGACUUGAAAAAUGUUCUUCAAAAAUUGGUCAGCCAUGAACCACUAAGGUGUCUGACCAUAGGUAACGGAACGGUGCUUUGGAAGUAAAACCUCGCAGCAAAAAUGCUUAGAACCGUUGACACAACGGUGCGAUCCAACGCCAUAAGUACCGGGCCAUCGAACAGGCAUAUGUGCUUGAAGACUCUGCAGACGAGCGCAGUCGGGAGAUCCGAUAUACC
Alternaria alternata is the source of this 748-nucleotide messenger RNA. RefSeq lists its product as hypothetical. The coding region runs from base 165 to 617 and encodes 150 amino acids. The record is from RefSeq and is a predicted model, not a curated record. The transcript has a single exon. Lineage: Eukaryota; Fungi; Ascomycota; Dothideomycetes; Pleosporales; Pleosporaceae.